This is a messenger RNA of Lepidothrix coronata (blue-crowned manakin), 2811 nucleotides long. RefSeq names its product mutS homolog 4 (gene MSH4). Lineage: Eukaryota; Metazoa; Chordata; Aves; Passeriformes; Pipridae. The coding region runs from base 1 to 2811 and encodes 936 amino acids. Gene Ontology annotation, biological process: reciprocal meiotic recombination; mismatch repair. The transcript is spliced from 20 exons. Gene Ontology annotation, molecular function: ATP binding; ATP-dependent DNA damage sensor activity; mismatched DNA binding. The record is from RefSeq and is a predicted model, not a curated record. Gene Ontology annotation, cellular component: nucleus.
AUGGCGGGCGCGGGCGGGCCUGGGGCCGCGUCGGCCCUCUCGGUGUCCUGCCUGAGCCUCGGCUCCUCCACGCCGCGCGCGGUCGGUCGGGCGGAGCGGACGCCCCGCUACACCCUGGGGCUGCUGCAGACGCCGCGCAGCUCGGACAGCACCGGCGGCUCCUCAGGCGGCGCGGCGCGGCCGGGCAACUCCAGCGGGGAAGGCCUCGCUCCCGGGCUCGCCGCCGGGAGCAGCGGGGCGAAGGCGGCAGUUUCCGAUAGAGGAGAAUCAUAUUUUGGGGACAAAAGUUCUUGUGUAGAAAAUGCUAACACGCUGAAUCUCACAACUUCUUCUUCUGUGCGAGGCCUGAAUAGCACACGUAUUGGAAAAACACCCCUCUCUUCCAGUAGAUCUGUUUGCAGAAGCCAUACCCCUCUUAUGGGAUAUUCUGUUACAUCCUCAUCUGCAGUCUCUGCUCAUAGUGUUGCAUCAGUUAUUGUAGCUGUAGUAGAAGGAAGAGGCCUUGCCAGAGGUGAAGUCGGAAUGGCCAGUAUUGACUUAAAAAAUCCUGAGAUGAUAUUAUCACAAUUUGCAGACAAUACAACUUAUGCCAAGGUUAUUACUAAACUCAAGAUUUUAACACCAUUAGAAAUAAUAAUGUCAAACACUGCUUGUGAUGCAGGGAACACAACAAAACUGUUCAGUCUGAUUACAGAGCAUUUCAAGAAUGUGACUUUUACAACUGUCCAAAGAAAAUACUUCAAUGAAACAAGGGGUUUGGAAUACAUAGAACAAUUGUGUGCAUCUGAAUUUAGCACCGUUUUCAUGGAGGUUCAAUCAAAGUAUUACUGUCUUGCAGCUGCUUCAGCUUUGCUAAAAUAUGUUGAAUUUAUUCAAAAUUCCGUUUAUGCUCCUAAAUCACUCAAGGUGCGUUUCCAGGGGAGUGAGAAAACAGCUAUGAUAGAUUCAUCGUCAGCACAAAAUCUUGAACUAGUAAUUAAUAACAGAGAUUCUCGGAAUGGUCACACACUUUUUGGGAUCCUAAAUUACACUAAAACUCCUGGUGGAAGUCGAAGACUUAGGUCCAAUAUCCUGGAACCUCUGGUUGAUGCUGAAACAAUUAACAUGAGACUGGACUGUGUUCAGGAAUUACUCCAGGAUGAGGAGCUCUUUUUCGGUCUUCAAGCAGUUAUCUCAAAAUUCCUGGAUACAGAACAACUACUUUCAGUUUUGGUGCAAAUUCCAAAGCAGGAUACGGUUAAAACUGCUGAAUCAAAAAUAACCAAUUUAAUCUACCUGAAGCAUACUUUAGAACUUGUGGAGCCUCUGAAAGCUGCUUUAAGAAGCUGUAACACACAGCUGCUAAAGGCUUAUUACAAUUCUCUUGAAGAUACAAGAUUUGGAGUCAUGCUUGAAAAGAUUACAACUGUAAUUAAUGAUGAUACAAGAUACACAAAAGGAUGUCUGAGUAUGAGGACCCAGAAGUGCUAUGCUGUCAAGCCUAACAUCAAUGAAUUUCUUGAUGUAGCUCGUAGAACAUACACAGAAAUCAUUGAUGACAUAGCAGGUAUGAUAACGCAACUUGCAGAAAAGUACAACCUACCAUUGAAAACAAGUUUCAACUCUGCUCGUGGAUUUUUUAUCCAGAUGAAUGCUGAUUGUUCAACAUUACCCAAUGGCCAGCUUCCCUCAGAAUUUACAAAGAUCACUAAAAUGAAGAAUACAUAUAGCUUCACUUCGGCAGAUUUAAUAAAAAUGAAUGAAAGAUGUCAGGAGUCCCUGAGAGAAAUAUAUCACAUGACCUACUUAAUAGUGUGUAAACUACUGAGUGAGAUCUAUGAACAUAUUCAUUGCCUGUACAAGCUGUCUGACAUUGUGUCUAUGCUGGAUAUGCUGCUUUCCUUUGCCCAUGCCUGCACUCUUUCGGAUUAUGUUCGUCCAGAAUUUACGGAUACUUUAGCAAUCAAGCAGGGAUGGCAUCCCAUUCUUGAAAAGAUAGCUGUGGAAAAACCUGUGGCUAACAACACGUAUCUGACAGAGGGCAACAAUUUUGUCAUUAUUACAGGACCAAAUAUGAGUGGAAAAUCAACAUAUCUAAAACAGAUUGCACUCUGUCAAAUUAUGGCACAGAUUGGUUCUUACGUCCCAGCAGAGUAUUGUUCUUUUCGAAUCGCAGAGCAGAUUUUUACCAGAAUAGGUAUGGAUGAGGAUAUAGAAACAAAUGCAUCAACAUUCAUGAAGGAAAUGAAAGAGAUAACGUACAUCAUACAAAAUGCUAAUGAUAAAUCACUCAUCAUAAUUGAUGAACUUGGCAGAGGUACCAGUGCUGAAGAAGGUAUUGGCAUUUGUUAUGCUACCUGUGAAUAUCUGUUGAAUUUAAAGGCAUUUACACUGUUUGCUACACAUUUCCUGGAACUGUGUCAUAUGGAUGCUUUGUAUCCCAAUGUGGAAAAUUACCAUUUUGAAGUGCAACAUGUGAGAAGCAGUGCUGGAAAUAAGGAGAAAAUUGCCUACACUUACACACUUUCUAAAGGAUACACAGAGGAAAAGAACUAUGGACUAAAAGCUGCAGAAGUUUCCUCCCUACCAUCAUCUGUAAUUUUGGAUGCAAAGGAAAUCACAAAUCAUAUUGCAAAACAAAUUUUGCACAGGCAGAAGAGCACUCCUGAGAUGAUGAAACAGAGAGCUGCGUACCAUUUAGCAAUGAGAUUGGUUCAGACUGCCAGAAACUCUCGAUUGGACCCUGACAGUUUGCGUAUAUAUUUGAAAGGCCUGAAGAAAAAGUAUGAAGCCAGUUGGCCUGCACCUGGAAAAAAUGAUGAGCAAGAGUAA